AUGUCUCGGACGUCUGCGGAGGGGAUGGGGCACCCACGGUGGAGAUCAGCCCGACUGCCGAGUGGCCCGGCCUUCUUGUGUGCUGUGGGUCUCCCCCUCGCCCAGCAGGAUCCUCUCCCCUCAGCAGACACAUCUCUUACUUUUAGGCGGCGAGCCAUGAAAGGUCGUCUGUACUUUGCUGGAAGAUCACAGAAAGAAGGAAGAAUCCUGAUUCCAACCCACCCGUGUGCCCGGCUCUGCCCCUGUGACUGCUGCGGCUUCCAGAAGGUAGAUGCGGAGCAGUAUUACGCAGAGCUGGAGGAGAAGCUGACCGACGAGUUCACGGCGGAGAGGAACCGCAUUCCGCUGAAGAGACUGGGCUCUGCGUUUGUCACCUUCCAGGACGAGCGGAUGACUGCGGUAAUCAUCCAGGACUACCGCCGGCCACGAUGUAGACGAGCGCCCCAGCAGUCCUCAGUCACCCCAGUCCUCCAGUCUCACCAGUGGGGUGUGCAUUACGCUCCUGCGCCCAGUGAUGUGAUCUGGGAGAACCUGGCGGUGUCCGGGCCCACGUGGUGGCUGCGACUCGUGGCUCUGAACUUGGCCCUGUUCAUCCUGCUCUUCUUCCUGACCACACCGGCCGUCGUAGUCAGCACCAUGGACCGAUUCAACGUCACCCGUCCUGUGGAGAACCUACAGAACCCGGUCAUCACCCAGUUCCUGCCCACGCUGCUGCUGUGGGUCUUCUCCGUGUGCCUGCCCUUCCUGGUCUAUUAUUCCGCCUUCUUGGAAUGUCACUGGACGAGGUCUAAUGAGAACCAGCUGACGAUGCACAAGUGUUACCUGUUCCUGGUCUUCAUGGUUAUCGUACUGCCCUCUCUAGGGCUGACCAGCUUGGAUCUCUUCUUCCGAUGGCUUUUUGAUAUCCAUUUCGUGGAUUCUGCAAACCUGAAGUUCCAGUGUGUGUUUCUGCCAAACAAUGGGGCGUUCUUUGUGAACUACGUCAUCACGGCCAGCCUGAUAGGCACAGCCAUGGAGUUACUGCGCAUCCCCGGCCUCACCGUCUACGCAACGCGUCUGUGCUUGGCCAAGUCCGCCCCUGAGCGCCUCCAUGUGAAGCGGAGUCAGGCCUAUGAGUUCCAGUUCGGACUGGAGUACGCCUGGACCACGUGCGUCUUCUCUGUGGUGAUGACCUACAGCAUCACUUGUCCCAUCAUCGCCCCUUUUGGGUUGCUGUAUCUGCUGCUGAAACACAUGACGGACCGCUACAACAUCUACUACGCCUACAUCCCCACCAAGCUGAGCCCCCGCCUGCACGCCGCCGCCGCCCGCCAGCUGCUCGCCGCGCCAAUCUUCUGCAUCUUCUGGCUGCUCUUCUUCUCUGUCCUGCGGCUGGGGUCCACUCACCCGGUCACGCUCUUCACGCUCGCCUCUCUUCUCUGCUGCGUGCUCUUCUCCAUCCUCGGGCUUUGUCUCAGAAAAUUGCAACCAAAGAGACCAUCGAGCUAUCAGAUGUCAGAACAGGGGGAGGGGAUCAUCCAGGAGACGGAGAGCAGCAGUAUCUCGUCCACGCUGCAGUCCACGGUUUUUGUGGCGGCCGUGUUACAGGAGCAGGAGCUGUCCCCUCUGGGCUCCCCGGCCCACGCCUCCUACGGUGCGCUGGAGACCCGCGCGGACAGCCCAUCAGAAACACCAGAAGCGGAGCGCUCACAGGUCACCUACAUGACGGGGGCAUCCUGCACCGAGGAGGGCUCCCCCUGACCCCCGCCUAUGGAGGUCAGAGGUCAAACAUUGCCACCAUGGAUGGUCGAGUCUGUGACGCAUUGUGGGCAUCGGGCCCCGACCAGUGUAAGGUGCCCUCAUGUGCCAGAUAAGGUAAAGGGGUGUGGCUAAUCCUGGAGGCCCCUCCCAUUGUACAGCUGUGUUCCCUGGCUCCAGUCUGCACGGCGACCGCGCCGCUUUCAUCAAAAGAAGUUCAUUAAAAACGCUGAAUUUUGCCAAAUAUAUUUUAAAAGAAAAGAA
Molecule: messenger RNA, 2001 nt
Organism: Bufo gargarizans (Asiatic toad)
Lineage: Eukaryota; Metazoa; Chordata; Amphibia; Anura; Bufonidae
Gene: TMEM63C
Product: transmembrane protein 63C
Exons: 14
Coding region: 1-1740 (579 amino acids)
Cellular component (GO): plasma membrane
Molecular function (GO): calcium-activated cation channel activity
Source: RefSeq, a predicted model, not a curated record